Molecule: messenger RNA, 1440 nt
Organism: Lolium rigidum
Lineage: Eukaryota; Viridiplantae; Streptophyta; Magnoliopsida; Poales; Poaceae
Product: UPF0481 protein At3g47200-like
Exons: 4
Coding region: 1-1440 (479 amino acids)
Source: RefSeq, a predicted model, not a curated record
AUGUCUACGCCGGCAACAAAGUUCAAAAAGUUCGGAGGCGACUACCACGCUGACUCUUCUGAAGACUUGGUUGUGGGUGAGUGGUCGAAGCACGCAGCAGCAGAAACAGACAUCGUCAGGAUGGAGAUGGGAGGGAUCUUUGAUGAGAAUACGUGGUUGAAAGCAACAGAAGAGUUUGAGAGUGAUUUCGACAAGAUGGAAAGGAAAAUGCAUAGGUUCCCUGCAAGCCUACGUGGUCUCGGGUCGAGGUACAUUGUCCCCAAGGUCGUAGCCAUCGGCCCUUACCACCGAGGCUUAGACCAUCUCAAGGAGAUGGAGAAGGUGAAGCAGGUGGCUGCAUACCAAUUCCUUUUGAGCUUUGGCACACCACGACCGCCCGGUACCUUAUAUAAGACGAUACGUUCACCGAUCCUCUCUGUUGCCGGCGCUGCCCAUAGCCUCUACGACAAAGAUGUUGUAGCAGCUAUCAGCGAUGACGAAUUUGUGGAUAUGAUGAUCCUUGAUGGUAUCUUCUUGCUGCAGUAUAUGCUUAUGACUAUCGGCCGUCAAUGUUUGUGUUCGUCGUUGCUGCGCUGUUUUCACUCAAAUCAAGCUUGCAUCAGUAAUGACAUAAUGCUACUGGAGAACCAGCUCCCCUGGGUGGUGAUCGAGACCCUCCUCGAGUUUGCUGACCCGGCACUGCAAGUGGAGGUCUUCAUUGCCAAGAUGGGACGCACACUCCAAGUCCGCGGGGACAAGAAUAGAGAACCAUUUGAGUUUAGUCGUACGUACUGGCCGCCUCAUCUCCUUGGCCUCCUCCGAUUCUACAAAAUAGGAGGCAGCACCAGAUGUCAGCGCAAAGGCUAUCCAGAUGUCAUCCGGCCAAUGGCAAAAACUAUUAGUGUAACUGAGCUUGCAGAACUUGGCAUAAAGCUUACUGCUAGCAACACAACAAAGCUCCUCAUGGACAUGGGCAUCAAGAAAAGACCCCUCUUCAGCCAGAUCUUCGUGGCACCACUAUUGCUGGACGAAAUGAGGUCAUGCUGGCUCGUCAACAUGGCGGCUUUGGAGAUAUGCAUCGCUACAGAUUUUCGGUGGGGCUGGGACACAAUUCAAAUGCCAGUCGUCUGCUCUUACCUUGCUGUGCUCGCAAUGCUCAUGGAUCGAGAGGAGGACGUGCACAAGCUGAGAUCAAAGCGCCUCGUGCAAGGAGAACUCACCAACAUCGAGAUGCUCAACUUUUUCAAGAGCCUUAUCAAGCACAUAAGUGGUGGCCCCCUGUACACUGAAAUCUUGGAAGAGAUAGAGGACUACAGGAUAAGGUGGUGGAUGUUGAUCAAGGUGCACACGUUCUUCUACAAAAACUAUAAAAUCAUCACUGCAGUGCUCUCCAUCAUCGGUGUUCUUGUGGGUAUCUUCAAGACACUCCUAUCUCUCAAGAAACAUAGCACAAUUUCUUAA